Messenger RNA from Neltuma alba, 873 nucleotides. RefSeq lists its product as uncharacterized. The record is from RefSeq and is a predicted model, not a curated record. Gene Ontology annotation, molecular function: zinc ion binding. The transcript has a single exon. Lineage: Eukaryota; Viridiplantae; Streptophyta; Magnoliopsida; Fabales; Fabaceae. Bases 1 to 873 code for a protein of 290 amino acids.
AUGAUCAAGUUAAAUAGAGGAAAAAGGAAGACAAGUGGCAACACAAGGGAGGAUGGACUGCAUUUCCUAGAUGCCAUUACAUAUGUAAGGCUUGACACAGAGUUUGAUCAAGCAAUGGAUAACAUGAGACAUUUCAAUUCCCAAUUAUUUGAAUGGCUUGUCAAUCAUGGUGAUAUUCACAAGUGGGCUUUAAGCAAGUUCCCUUUUAAACGAUGGGACAACAUAGCAACAAACCUUGCAGAGUCAUUCAAUGCGUGGAUGCUGAAGGAGAGAAGAUAUAAUGUUGCCCAACUUAUACAUGAGCAUCGUGAAAAAGUAGCCAAGAAGAUGUAUGUAGCAAGCAUGGCAAUGAGCAAAUGGAAGAAUGGUGUAGGCCCAAAUACAAAUGCAACAUUGAUGGAAAAUGUAGCGAGAUCUGCACAGAUGUUAAGUGUUUCUUACGAAAGGGGUAGGGUGUGUGUCUAUACAGCAAAAGGAGCCAUUAAUGUUGAUCUUGAAAAAGGUGAAUGUAGUUGUGCAGCUUGGCAAAUGUCAGGCAUCCCAUGCCCACAUGCAUGUGCAGCUAUCAAGGCCUUGAAUUGCAAUGUGUAUGAUUUUGUUCAAGAAUGCUACAAGAUUAUGUCCCAACAAAAGAUUUAUGGUAGGACGAUGACUCCAGUGGUGACAAUCGACAUGCCAAAUCCUAAUAACUAUCGGCUGCAAGAUAUAGCAAGUCAAGUGUUUUUGGCACCACCUUUGACUAGUCGACCACCUGGAAGGCCUAGGAUAAAUAGGCAAGAGUCGCUGUUUCAAAACAAGAAGGUGUACCAUUGUAGUGCAUGCCAGCAAGUUGGCCACACAAGAAGAACAUGCAAGAAUCCAAGCCCAACUUAA